AUGCCUGGGAUACUACCCAUGAAAGUGAUCAAGGUCGGCUCAAGCUGCCAGAGCCGCAUCGCCCAAGCCUGCGACCGAUGCCGCUCAAAGAAAAUACGGUGCGACGGCAUCCGCCCCAGCUGCACGCAAUGCACAAAUGUCGGAUUCGAGUGCAAGACGAGUGACAAGCUCAGCCGCCGUGCAUUCCCCAGAGGAUACACUGAGUCGUUGGAAGAGCGAGUACGGGUACUGGAAGCAGAGGUCCGCGACCUGAAGGAUCUACUUGACGAAAAGGACGAGAAGAUUGACAUGUUAUCACGCAUGCACGCGCGCUCUCCAACAGCGUUCCCUACUGCCAGGCGACCCUCGAUGCAUUCACCGGGAUCCUCGGAAGUUCGAGAGGAAUCACAAGAAAAAGACGACACAUUCAAGGUGCAGCAGGCACCGCUGCUACUUGACGACCUGAACAGAGAUUCGUAUUUCGUGGGCAGCUCGAGUGGAAGAACACUUGUUGAGGCGUUCAAGCAAAAAGCACAGGAGACGGGUAGACUAUCCACCGACAUCAACUCGAGUGCUUUCUUCGGCGCUGGAGCGCGACAAGCUUCUACUCUUUCUAAGCAAAUCGUUUCCUUCAAGGCUCCUCCACGUCUGGUCUCGGAUCAGAUGAUCAACAUUUUCUUCCAAGAAUGGGCACCUCUGUUUCCGAUUCUCCAUCGCCCCACUUUCUUGUCGCUCUACGAACAGUAUGUGGCCAGUCCCGAUACCAUGAGUGACAAGAAGUCGAUUGCACAACUCAACUUGGUUUUCGGAAUUGCCGCGCUGUCUAGCGAUCCCCGCGACGGACAAGAUGUCGAGUCCUUCGAGACUCAAUGGCAGAGCGCUAUUGAGAGCUUCUUGAUGGAGAAUGACGUCGCAACGCUGCAAAGUCUCGUCCUUGCCCAGAUCUUCUGUCUGCUUAGGGCCGACUAUUCCCGCGUGCUCAAGUACAAGGGACUGGCCGUCGGCCUGUCGCAACGUCUUGGCUUGCAUCAGUCACAGAAGCGCUUCGCGCUCGAUGCACUGACGAGUGAAACACGAAAGAAGCUGUUCUGGUCGCUGUACACGGUCGACUGUCUCUCCGCUGCACACCUCGGGCUACCGAAGCUAAUCCGCGAGGAAGAUGUGCACUGCGAGUAUCCGGUAGAUGCCGACGAUGAAUACGUCACCGAGAAGGGGUUCCUGCCGACCCUGCCCGGCGAGUACACUAAGCUCUCCAGCGCACUAGCUCUCUUCCGCCUGUCACGCAUCUUGUCUAAGGUCCUAACGGAGCUCUACCCCGGAUCUGCAUCACAUGACAUCUCCUUCCGCACUAUUGCGUCGCUCUGCGAUGAGUUGGAAGACUGGCAGAGCAACCUUGCGCCGCACCUCAAGCUGACGUUUGCGCAAGACAAGCCAAGCACCAACGUCACAAGCAGCAGAUCCCCUGUUCUGUCUCUCGCCUACCAUCACAUCAGGGCGUUGGUUUACCGCCCAGCCGUUGUUGCUAAUCUUGGCGACAAGGGCUCGUCAGCCGUAGUAGCCGUUGGUGAUGCCUGCAAGCAUAUCGUGCAAAUUGUCGAACUUCUCGACGAGCGCAAGCUGAGCUUCUCUUUCUGCCUUAAUCGCAACGAGGUACUUGUGCAAGCUGGCUUUGGAUUGCUUUUCCAGACCCUGACGCUUGCUCGCGAGGGUAAGUUGAUCAAGGACAGCAACCGACUCGUAUGCUCCGUCAUGGAUAUGCUUGAGCGCGGAAAUGCUGCAGGCUAUGCCGAGUUCCGUCGUGUCGGUUGUGGCAUCGUGGCUGUUCCCCGUGUGGAGCAAAUGCCAGCCCCACCACUGUCACGACACAACUCAGAGAGCAACAUGGGAGCGCCUCUGGAUACCUUCCGCGCGACACAGAAAUCCCUCAAGGCUCUUGCCGCUCGCUUCUCACCAAGCGCCAUGAAGGCCGCUCGACUAGACCAAGAGCCUCGCCGCGCAACUCUGCCUGCUCUCUCGCCCAAUGUAGGCGUACAUGCCAAUCCUUCAUCGACAAGCUUAUCUUCCAUUCGAUCCGAGCCUCCUGUUGCCCGUUCGGAACCUACAUUGAGCCCAUUGUCACAUCGCGCAUCCUUCUCGAUGCCGAACAAACGUCGUCCAAGUCAACCAACACCACAGCAACAACAACAGGCGCAACGCAAUAUUGACUAUCUUUCGUUCGCCAGUGACCCACUAGCUGGCUAUGCACUACAAAACAACCAAGGUAUCAAGACCGAGGUUUCGUCAUCCGACUGGGAACGCCUCCUUUCUUCACUAGACAAUGGCCAGACAAACAUUUACGACACAAUUUACGGUGGACAACCAGCAGACGCCCUCGUCGACGUUGCCCCUCAGUCAGCCAGUACCGACAGCAAUGUCACUUGGUCACCAAACGUCUGGAACUGGGGCAGCUACAGCUCAGAGGCACCACCACCUCAAAGCGUCCUCAGUUUCAGUGAUGAGAGCUUGACCAGUGGAGAAGAGUUUAGUACCGGUGCAUGUGAAUAUGGUUCCACGCCCGGCAGCGAUAGACUCUACCCUGGUAUCAUGAUUCCAGGCGACUAUGACAGCACAGCAAAUCUUACGGGCCUGGAUACUACUUAUUGCGGGUUGUAA
Molecule: messenger RNA, 2631 nt
Organism: Alternaria arborescens
Lineage: Eukaryota; Fungi; Ascomycota; Dothideomycetes; Pleosporales; Pleosporaceae
Product: Transcriptional activator protein
Exons: 5
Coding region: 1-2631 (876 amino acids)
Biological process (GO): regulation of DNA-templated transcription; DNA-templated transcription
Molecular function (GO): DNA binding; DNA-binding transcription factor activity, RNA polymerase II-specific; zinc ion binding
Source: RefSeq, a predicted model, not a curated record